Messenger RNA from Nycticebus coucang (slow loris), 2768 nucleotides. It is a transcript of the gene SLC36A2, whose product is annotated as solute carrier family 36 member 2. Gene Ontology annotation, cellular component: vacuolar membrane. Gene Ontology annotation, biological process: L-alanine transport; proton transmembrane transport; glycine transport. The record is from RefSeq and is a predicted model, not a curated record. Gene Ontology annotation, molecular function: amino acid:proton symporter activity; glycine transmembrane transporter activity; L-proline transmembrane transporter activity. The coding region runs from base 113 to 1564 and encodes 483 amino acids. The transcript is spliced from 10 exons. NCBI's taxonomy places the organism in Eukaryota, Metazoa, Chordata, Mammalia, Primates, Lorisidae.
UAAGGCACGAGGCACUGAGCUGGGCUGUACACCUGCGCUAGGUACCUUUCUGCUCACCUGCUUCCAAAGCAGACCUCGUUGUCACCUUGAGCUUUCCCUUUCUAAAGCAGUCAUGUCUGUGACAGAGUGUGCUGGGGGUCCACAGGGAACCGUGGCCCUCAAACUGGACAGUAUGCCAUCUCCUGAAAGUGCCAGGAAGCUGCAGAACAAGGACUCCGGGUUUUUGGAUGGAAGUCCUUCAGAGUCGCAAGGCUUGGAGAAGACCAAGGGCAUAACAUUGUUCCAGACCUUGAUUCACCUGUUGAAAGGCAACAUGGGCACAGGGGUCCUGGGACUACCUCUGGCUGUGAAGAAUGCGGGCAUCCUGGUGGGCCCACUCAGUCUGCUAGUGAUGGGCUUCGUCGCCUGCCACUGCAUGCACAUCCUGGUCAGGUGUGCCCAGCGCUUCUGCCAGAGGUUUAACAAGCCCUUUAUGGACUACGGGGAUACGGUGAUGCACGGACUGGAAGCCACCCCCAACGCCUGGCUGCAGAACCAUGCACACUGGGGGAGGCACAUUGUGAGCUUCUUCCUUAUCAUCACCCAGCUGGGCUUCUGCUGUGUGUAUGUUGUGUUUCUGGCUGAUAAUUUAAAACAGGUAGUGGAAGUCAUCAAUACCACAACCUACAACUGCUACAACAACGAGACAGUGACUCGAGCCCCCACCAUGGACUCGCGCCUCUACAUGCUCUCCUUCCUGCCCUUCCUGGUGCUGCUGGUCUUCAUCCGUAACCUCAGGGUCAUGACCAUUUUCUCCAUGCUGGCCAACAUCAGCAUGCUCGUCAGCCUGGUCAUCAUCGCCCAGUACAUCGCCCAGGAUAUUCCAGACCCUAGCCAGUUGCCCUUGGCAGCAAGCUGGAAGACCUACCCUCUCUUCUUUGGAACAGCCAUUUUUUCAUUUGAAAGCAUUGGUGUGGUUCUACCCCUAGAAAACAAGAUGGAGGAUUCCCGCCACUUCCCAGCCAUCCUGUCUUUGGGAAUGUCCAUCAUCACUAUCCUGUACACUGGCAUUGGGACUCUGGGCUACCUGCGGUUUGAAGAGGACAUCAAGGCCAGCAUAACCCUUAACCUGCCCAACUGCUGGCUGUACCAGUCCGUCAAGCUCCUCUACAUCAUCGGCAUCCUGUGCACCUACGCCCUGCAGUUUUAUGUCCCUGCAGAGAUCAUCAUCCCCUUUGCUGUCUCCCAGGUGCCAAAGCGCUGGGCACUACCUCUGGACCUGUUCAUCCGCUUUGGUCUGGUCUGCCUGACGUGCAUCUUGGCCAUCCUCAUCCCCCGCCUGGACCUGGUCCUCUCCCUGGUGGGCUCCGUGAGUAGCAGUGCCCUGGCCCUCAUCAUCCCACCCCUCCUGGAGAUCACCACCUACUACUCAGAAGGCAUGAGCCCCUUCACCAUCACCAAGGAUGCCCUGAUCAGCAUCAUGGGCUUUGUGGGAUUCGUGGCAGGGACCUACCAGGCUCUCCACGAACUGCUGGAGCCAGGAGACUCUCUCCCCUUUUCCAACUCCACCACUUUUAUUCAGUGAGCACGGCACUGCUUCUUGCCCACCAACACCUGACUUUUAACAAUACGGAUCUCUUUCACUUGCAUUAUCUUUAUAAUGCAUCUUUACUUUGCCUUUUCUCCGGGCCAGCUCAUGGUGAAACAAAGAAGGACUUACCAGCUGCAAAGUCUAAUUGGUAAUCUUAAAAAAAUAUAUAUUUUUUGUUUUAUUCCUCUUCCUUUCCAUCUCUAGAUUUCCGCUUAAUUGAGAACUCUCCCGUGGGAAGCGAGGGAGUCUCUCUCCAACCUUCUGGUAAUUUACAUGGCAAAGUUCACGUCUGGAGUGGAGCUAUGCAAGAAGCUGCCACCAGGGGGCCCUAGGUGGCAGCACCCGGCAGGUCAGGCGCCGCCGCUAAAGCAAACUGGGCUUUGGCGGACAAACUGUUUCUCCUUUUCUGGAUCUGUUCAAAAAGCAAACACUAGGAGUUUUGCUAACCCUCAAGCCAGCAAGGUGUGUAUGGUUCCAGUGUCCAGAUGGAUAAGGCCAACGUGACCAAUGUGAGUUGCAACUCUCAAACAGAAAAGAGACAUCCAUAUUUAAGUCAAGGGCAAGAAACUCUCCAAACCACUGCAUAAAAUGUUGGCCCAGCCCAAAGAUCCCAACAAUGAAUAGGAGAUAUGGAAGUAGAUGUGGUAGUUGGGGGUAGAGGGAGGACUGGACAUUAAAGUUAUUUGAAUAGACUUUACCUCUUAAUUCUUAAAAGAAAGGAAUUCUUGAUUACCUAAUGGAUAGCAAAUAUAGUGCAAGGUUCUUAUAGAAGAUGGCAAAAAAAGCCAUAAAUUCCUCUUGAUAAUUGUAGCUCCUCCUAUCCAGAGAUGAAGUCUAUAAAUGUAUCUCUACCCCUUAAAUCUGGUCUUUACCUUGUAAUGUGCUUUGACCAAUGGGACAUUAGUAGAUGUGAUGCGUGUGGAGUUUAGUGAUUAUUUGUACAUCAGAACUUGCAUCUCUUUCUGCUCUGUGGAGCUGAGACUACCAAGUGAAGCCGACUGGGCUAGCCUAUUGAAGGACGAGUAACCAUGUGAAGAUAAAUGAAUCAUCUCAGUUGAGCCCAGUCUUUCGGAUCAACCAGCUUACCAACUCUCAGAUACACGAGUGAAGCCGUCCUAGACUAAAACCAACCCCAGUCAUACAAGCUGAUCCAGACCAUGGAAUUGUACGGACGAUCCACAGAACUGUGAGAAAUAAU